UGCGGUGCUUUCAUUUUCAGCUGUUAUCUGUCCGCUUAGUUUGUUUUCUAUUGUAUAAUUUUCAUCUGACCAACUAACAUCUCUCGGGAAAAGCAGCAGCCAGUGAUGUUCCUUCGUUCCAUAAACCAGUCGGGCUCUCUUGUGCGUCGUUUCAUUGGCACUAGUCAAAUACGCAGGCAGGGAAUCAACAACCAUGAGCCCAACAAUUUGGAAAAACGUUUCUUGGUAUGGACGGGGAAAUAUAAGACCAUCGAAGAAGUACCAAACUUUGUGAGUCGCGAUGUAAUGGAGCGCACUCGCAAUAAAGUUCGCAUUCGUCUGGCCAACAUUAUGAUGGCUCUUACUGUGGUCGGCUGUGGCAUUAUGGUGUAUAGCGGCAAGGAGGCAGCUAAACGUGGUGAGAGUGUCACCAAACAAAAUCUAGAUUGGCACAAACAGUACAAUGAGAAAUACGCUAAUAAGGAAGCUAAGGAAUAAAAAUUUACUGUUUGCAAAACCAAAAAAAAAAAAAAAAACAAAGUGCAUAUUUUUGAUAGAUAUUAAUGGUGAUCUUUGCAAUGCAUAUAACGCGGUUCCUCCAUCGAUAUUUAAAUGUUUCCUUUUUUUCGAAUUUUAAAUAAAUUAUAACAAGUGUUUUAUGGAAUACAAA
Molecule: messenger RNA, 649 nt
Organism: Stomoxys calcitrans (stable fly)
Lineage: Eukaryota; Metazoa; Arthropoda; Insecta; Diptera; Muscidae
Product: UPF0389 protein CG9231
Exons: 3
Coding region: 106-477 (123 amino acids)
Source: RefSeq, a predicted model, not a curated record